This is a messenger RNA of Eptesicus fuscus (big brown bat), 1933 nucleotides long. It is a transcript of the gene C21H16orf46, whose product is annotated as chromosome 21 C16orf46 homolog. The transcript is spliced from 5 exons. The record is from RefSeq and is a predicted model, not a curated record. The coding region runs from base 503 to 1711 and encodes 402 amino acids. Lineage: Eukaryota; Metazoa; Chordata; Mammalia; Chiroptera; Vespertilionidae.
CCCCACCUCCAGUGCGUUGUAACCCAGGGCAACUGUCGCCCUCGCCCGCCGCCGGCGAAGACUAAGCUGCCGGGGGUGGGGGCUUUCCACCGCCCUGGCCCCACAUGUGAGGGUGUGAGUGGCGGCGGCCGCUUCCCCGCCCCGAGAGCAAGGCCCCAUCCCACUUCACGCGCAGCAGAGCGAGAGCCCCGCCGAGUAAGAGAAGCAGCUGCCCUGUGAGCCGGGGAUGCAAAAGGGAGAGGAAAAGACCACCAAUAUUGUUUUAGUUGUGAAGUAUCUUGAUCCAGCUUGCUUGAAGAUACCAGGGUUCUGGAGGAGCAAUCCGAUCUCAUUCAUUUCCUCUGAUGUCAUACUGGAAAGAUUAGGAUGUCCAAAGAUAUUUGACCUUUCAUCGGUAAAUGGAAUUUUAUUGCCAUCUAAAUGCCACUCUAAGCCUAAAUAAAUAAGCUGAAAUGGAAGAAGAUGUUAAAAACUUUAAGCAACCAUCAGAGUAAUCACAGUAAUGGAUCUCUGUCAGAAAAAGGAGACGGAGUUAGAAAAUAGUGAAAAUAAUGAAAUUCCAAGCACAGAAGAAACUGAAUUAAAGUGUACUUAUUCAGAUGAAAGAAGGGAAAAGAAUCAUGUUUGUUGUCUUCUCAAUAUCAGUGACAUCACGCUUGAACAAGAUGAAAAAGCCAACAAGUUUGUUAUCGAAACUGGAUGGGAAGAAGCAGUUCGAGGUUGGGGAAAGACUUCUCCAACUGCUUGCAUUUGGCCCAGAAAGAAACGUAAAAAGGCAAAGGUGGGAGAAAGUGUCAGAGGCUGCUUACUCUGUGUCAGUCUCUCCCAAGGGAUCCCUGAGACCGGGCCUCAGACCGAGGCUCGAAGGUUGGAGUCAAGGGCUCUGGCUGAGCCAGGCUCAGAGCAGGAUCGAGGUGGCUCCUCCCAGACUCAGAGCCCCACUGGCUGCCCCACCACUGCCUCCAGGAAUAUUAGCAAGAUGUGCUCUCCCUCCCACAGUCAGGGAGAUAAAAAAGGUCUGCAAAUAAAGGAGUUUCUUUGGUGCAUGGAAGAGUGGGCCGUCCCCGAGACUGUUAGGGGCCAAGACUCCAACAGCGGUACUGACCAAGGUCCCUCCAUCUCAAACUCAUUGAAUUCUAAGGCCCUGUUAGUUCUCCCUCCUCUGAAUUCUUCAGCCCCAAAUGGCUUGGAUGUUCAGGGUAAGAAGAGUAAGAGCUUUCUCUUGCAGCCAGAAGAGAAGGUGCUGAGUGUGGAAAAGGAUGAGUGUGUGGCUUGUGCAUAUGGAUUGAAAAUAGUUGAAGGGAAAGAUGGAAAGAGACCCUUUGAGCUGGCCAAGCACCUUAAGGUCAACUGCAUGCAGCCUUUUCCUCCACCAAUGGUUGGGACAUCCCUGCUGGCCAAUCCAGAGCUGGGCUGCCUGCAUUGGUCCCUCCUGCCUAAGAAAAACCUGAGGUGCCCUCCCAAUCCCAAUAGUGUUCACUGUCUCAGCACUGUGCAGCUUUUGCAAAAACAGAGAGAGCAAAGCUACAAAGCCAGAUUCAAAGCCAGGGAGCUGAGGCCUCCCAUGAACACCCAAAAGUGCAUUCUCAAGGAGGCCAAGCAGGAAAACAGGCCCCAUCCACUGGAGACCAAUGUGUUCCCAAGACCUUUCUUGCCAUCCCUCAAAGUGAGCAGAGUUGUUAUUCCCGUCUCCACUCACAGAUUCCUCUGAAUUGCCACAAUAUAAUUUCCUGGGAAUAAGCACCUUUGGAAACUCAUUCAUUCUCUGUCUCCCCUGUCCCCACCCCAUUCUCUUCUUGUUUCUUCCUCUCCCUCCCCUCCCUUCCCCUUUUCUUUUCCAUCCUUUUCUCUCCCUCCUUGCCUUCUUCUCUGUCCAUUUUUUUUUUUUUUGGUAGUAGAACCAGAGGAAAUAAACUCAUUGUAUGGAUUUUGA